Brugia malayi is the source of this 624-nucleotide messenger RNA. RefSeq lists its product as uncharacterized. The coding region runs from base 1 to 624 and encodes 207 amino acids. The record is from RefSeq and is a predicted model, not a curated record. Lineage: Eukaryota; Metazoa; Nematoda; Chromadorea; Rhabditida; Onchocercidae. The transcript has 3 exons.
AUGUUACGUACGAUAUGUUAUGUACUGAUGUUCGCUUGCAUAAUUUUAACAACUGCUUCCUUACCAGUUGCAGUUGCUAAUAAAAAAGAUUCGAAAUUUUGCUGUAAAUGUACAGUGGACGGAAAUGAGAGCACAGGUAAAGUUGCCACCAAUUUAGAAAGUGGUUUCAUCAACACAGUCAAUUUGAUAGCACGUUCUCUAACAGGGUGUGGAGGAUUGACUGCUACGAUGGUCAGCGGUACUGAUGGAGAAUUUAUUAGCAACGGUGGAGUAGGACUUAUCAAUGCUUAUGUUGGACGUCCAGGUGCUGCAGUACAAAUCCGUGUACCUCAAGUACAGUUUCCUGCACCAAUCAGUAUUAUACCACACCAGCAGUAUCUGUUGUAUAAUCUUCAACCAUUACAAUUAUCGUUUUUCAACCUACAACAACCAAAAGUUACCACGCAGUGUUGCAUGCCAUGUCCGGACGGGAAUGGUAUCUGUUGCUGCACACCUGGUGCAACCACAACAAGACCUCACGAUUCGCACACCUUGCAUCAUCCAGCUGGAGCAGAAAUACCGUUUAAAAGCACUUCACUACUUGUUUGCACAAUAACACUACUAGUUCUCAACCAUGCUUUAUGA